Diospyros lotus (date-plum) is the source of this 1477-nucleotide messenger RNA. Its product is annotated as probable xyloglucan galactosyltransferase GT17. Bases 35 to 1429 code for a protein of 464 amino acids. Gene Ontology annotation, molecular function: glycosyltransferase activity. The transcript has a single exon. Lineage: Eukaryota; Viridiplantae; Streptophyta; Magnoliopsida; Ericales; Ebenaceae. The record is from RefSeq and is a predicted model, not a curated record.
CAUCUCUCUCUGAUCUCUCUCUCUCAAGGCAGGCAUGUCUUCCAGCAGAAAACAUCAUUUUGACAUUCACUCUACAUGUAUAAGCGGCCAUUACUGCUUAAAAUCCGCCAUUUCUUUCUCUGUCCUUCUGGCCUUCUCCUUUCUUGUUCUCUUCCUUUGGUACCCACCAACAAGAACAAAUAUUUCUUCUCGAAUUCACUCUCAUUAUAAUCACAAGCCACCGAAGCUGAAGCUCUGCAAAGAGAACUUCUCCGUCUACAUCUACGACUUGCCGACGAAGUUCAACUUGGGUCUUCUCGGCGACUGCCUAAAUCUGAACAUUCACCGGAACAUGUGCCCCCACGUGGCCAACCAGGGGCUCGGUCAGCCGUUUUCCGGGUGGCCUGGUUUGGGCUGGUACGCCACCAACCAGUUCACGUCGGAGAUGCUCUUCCACGCGCGGUUGGAGAACCACCGCUGCCGGACUUUGGACCCGGAAGCGGCCACAUUGUUCUACGUGCCGUUCUACGGCGGCCUCCACGCUUCUAGCAAGGUUCGGGAGGCCAACCUUUCGGAGCGGGACGCGUUGGCCGUGGAGCUGGCGGAGUACGUGGUCCGGCAGCCGUGGUGGAGGCGGCGAGGCGGUGGCGACCACUUCCUGGUGCUGGGGAGAACGGCCUGGGACUUCUUGAGGAAGCGCGACGGCGGCCAGGAAACCGGUGCCACGUGUCUGCUGAAUUUGCCGGCUGUGCAGAACAUGUCCGUGCUGACUGUAGAGAGGAACCCGUGGCAGGGAUCCAAUCAGCACGGAAUUCCAUACCCCUCGUACUUCCACCCCUCCACGUCGGACGAGAUGCUGACUUGGCAGAAACUAAUCGCUCGGGCCAACCGGCCUCACCUCUUCUCGUUCGUCGGAGCCCCGCGGACCGGCAUCCAGAAGGCGGCGGUCCGGGACGAGAUCAUCCUGCAGUGUGCGGAGUCGUCAGAGUGCAACCUCCUGAAAUGCGGCAACGGCAACGGCAACUGCAACGAUCCUCGGCGAGUGCUCGGAGUGAUGACGGCGUCUAGGUUUUGCUUGCAGGCGCCGGGCGACUCGUUCACGCGUCGGUCGACGUUCGAUUCCAUGGUGGCCGGGUGCGUUCCGGUGUUCUUCUCGCCGCACACGGCGUACUCGCAGUACGGCUGGUAUUUCCCAGGCGACCCGAGCGCGUACUCGGUGUUCAUCGACUACGAAGGGAAGGGAAACGGAAGCGAAAAGAGAGUGGACAUAGAAGAGGAGCUGAGGAAGAUUCCAGAAGAGCGAGUAGAGAGAAUGAGAAAGACGGUGAUCGGAUUGAUUCCGAGAGUGAGUUACCUGCAUCCGAACUCCACUGAUAAUGAGAUGAGCGACGCCAUUGAUGUGGCCAUUAGGGCGUUGUCGAAGCAGCAGGCGCAGGCGGAGGCGGCUUGAGAAAGGCCCCAAACAACUGAUCGCCCCCGGAUUAGGGUCUGGGUUUGG